Molecule: messenger RNA, 1915 nt
Organism: Acipenser ruthenus (sterlet)
Lineage: Eukaryota; Metazoa; Chordata; Actinopteri; Acipenseriformes; Acipenseridae
Product: keratin-associated protein 9-3-like
Exons: 14
Coding region: 44-1066 (340 amino acids)
Source: RefSeq, a predicted model, not a curated record
CUCUCUCCACCCAUUUCACCUGGAUCUGUCUCUGCAGAACACCAUGAAGGUUGUGUUGGGCAUCCUGGUUCUUCUCCACUGCGCAGCACAGGUGCAAACCCUGUCAUGCUUAACUUGUGCUGCUGGGACUGCUGAUGAAGCCACUUGUACGACCCAAGUCUGCGCAGGUGGUGAAUCAUGGUGUUUCAAUACUCAUACAGUCACAGGAAGCACCAUCACUGUUGAAAAAGGCUGCGCGCUCACUUGUGUACCUGACCCAACAACAAUCUGUUGCAAUACGAUCGACUGCAAUGUGCAAACCCUGUCAUGCUAUACUUGUGCUGCUGGGACUGAUGAAGCCUCUUGUACGACGAUUACUUACUGCGCAGGUGAUGAAACAUGGUGUUUCAAUACUCAUACAGUCACAGGAAGCACCAUCACUGUUGAAAAAGGCUGCGCGACCACUUGUGAACCUGACCCAACAACAAUCUGUUGCAAUACGAUCGGCUGCAAUGGGGUAUGCUGCAUAGGACCCGGGUGUAAUGAGAUAUUGAUUUGCUUCAAAUGUGAUGAAACAACCGAUGAAAGUUCCUGUACUCCAAGUCCAUGUGCAGCUGCAACAUUCUGCCAGAGUGACUACAAACUCAACGGGGCAGGAGUGCCUGUUGUCAUUAAGUCCUGUGCAGCUGAUUGCAAAGCUGUUGACAAUACAGCAGACAAAAACGUGAGGACAACUUGCUGCAAAACGGGAUAUUGUAAUGGAAACGCCUUGAGUUGCAACACUUGUUCUAAUGAAGCUGACGAACCUGAAUGUGCAGCAACAGCCUGCGCUGCAACUGACAAACUAUGUCAGAGCACUUAUACUCUCACUGCACCAGAUGUUCCAGUAUCAAAGGCAUGUGCUGAGGCUUGCACACCAUCCGCUACUGUGAAGUGCUGCGGUACAUCUCAGUGUAACGUGGACCUCUUGAAAUGCUACACCUGCACUGACUUGACAGAUGAAUCUAAUUGUAAAGAUAUAACAGUCUGUGGGUAUGGUGACAAGUUCUGUAAAACCACUUACAAACUAACUGGAACUGGUAAGUAAUGAUCCCGAAGGGCCGGGUUUCUCUGACUAUAACAAGUUUAACUGGCUUCUCUUUCUCUCGUACAUUCCUACUUAGUGUUGGGAUUAACAUAGAUUUUUCCAGCAGCUUCUUUCUAAAUAAGGACAAGAACAUAUUUGCAGUCAUCACAAGAGACAAGUUUACAUUGCACUAAUGUUUCCCACAUUUAAGUCACCAUUCAAUCAGCUAACAAUAGUAUUCAAGCCAGAUAAAUGUAUCUCUACAAUCAGGGCUGUUUUGAAAAUGUACCUCCACCUACAAAUCCAAGCUAAAAUACUUUUUAUUACAGGCUUCACAUUGUUUUUAUUCUCUAAUACAAUGUUUGAAAUGGCAAGAGUAACAAAGGCCUGUGUCAAUUGAUGAGAUAAUAGUUAUAGAAUUAUGACUAACUUUCUUUUUGCAUUCAUUGAUAGGUGUCACCGUCAGCAAGGGAUGUGCAUCAACUUGUACUGUAACAACAGCUUUCCCGCGAGAUGAGUGCUGUCAGGGAAAACUGUGUAACGAUAAAUUGAUUUGCUUCAAAUGUGCUGAAACAACCGAUGAAAGUUCCUGUACUUCGAGUCCAUGUGCAGCUGAAGCAUUCUGCAAGAGUGACUACAAACUGAACGGGGCAGGAGUGCCUGUUGUCACUAAGUCCUGUGCAGCUGAUUGCAAAGCUGUUGACAAUACAGCAGACAAAAACGUGAGGACAACUUGCUGCAAAACAGGCUAUUGUAAUGGAAAUGCCUUGAGUUGCAACACUUGUACUAAUGAAGCUGACGAACCAAAAUGUGCAGCAACAGCCUGCGCUGCAGCUGACAAACUAUGUCAGAGCACUUAUACCCUCACUG